AUGUCAGCAAGCAGCAGUGGCAAGGAGGAGGUCGGCAAGUGGGCGGAGCAGUAUCGAUGCCAGCCGAGCAGCCGCGCCAGCAGCAGCGGCGCCAGCAGCGGCGGCGCCGGUGGCACAGAGGCGUUCAUGCUGCCGCUGAUGACGCUGUCCAAGUGCAAGAUGCCCACGGAGAGUGUGCCGCUGCAGAUCUUUGAGCCGCGGUACAGGCUGAUGUUCAAGCUCGUCAACCAGAGCGCCAGCAGGCGCUUUGGCGUGGUGCUGGCCGACAAGAACAGCGGGCUGAUGGAGAGCGUGGGCGCUCUGUGCGAGCUCACGCACUUUGUGACCGUCCCGGAGCGGCGGAGGCUGUUCAUCAAUGCGCGCGUCAUCGGCCGCUUUCAGACGCAGCGCGUCGUCAGCGACAAGCCCUUCCUGGCAGGCAAGCCGGCGGGGCCCGGGACGGUGGUGCUGGUCCAUGUCUGCGAGGUACUGGCGGCACAGUAUGGCGACCAGGGGCCACAGGAGGUGGCAGAGCAGCUGCAGCUGGCGGCGCUGGAGCAGCGGGUGUGGGACAUCAUGCAAGACAUCAAGGGGCUGGCCGGCAAGCUGUUUCUGGCGGAGAAGCUUGGCAACGACAUCUUCAGCCUGGAGACGCGGCGGUGGAGCCCCGAUGCCGCGGCGCGGGCCGGCGUCGCCACCGCUGCGGGCGCGGACCCAACCCUGAUGCGCAUGGUGGAGGUGGCGGGACUGCUGGGUGAUGCGCAGACCAUGGCUGAGCGCACCACCGAGUACCUGUGCAGCGACGCGCUGCGGGAGGUGAGCGACAACGAGCGGAGGGAGCGGUUCAGCUUUGCUCUGUCCCGCACGCUGGACUUUGGGCCGGAGCGGCUGCAGCACCUGCUCUACACCCAGGACACGGCGGAGCGACUGCGGGCGGUGGAGGAGCAUCUGCUGGAGGGGCGGGCCUACCUGGCGGCCAGGAGCACGCUGCGGGACAUGUUCUGA
This is a messenger RNA of Chlorella variabilis, 984 nucleotides long. RefSeq lists its product as hypothetical. NCBI's taxonomy places the organism in Eukaryota, Viridiplantae, Chlorophyta, Trebouxiophyceae, Chlorellales, Chlorellaceae. The transcript is spliced from 7 exons. The record is from RefSeq and is a predicted model, not a curated record. Bases 1 to 984 code for a protein of 327 amino acids.